UGGCCAGAAGAGGCAUCGUCCAGAGACUGGAGAUCGCCGAGACCUUCAAAACCUCCUAUGGAAAGGACCUCAUAUCCGAGCUCAAGAGUGAGCUGGGGGGAAAGUUUGAGGAUGUUAUCGGUAAGUCCGGACUUAGUAGUGAUGGUAUUUGCGUUUCGUCACAAUGUAUGAGAACGCCUGAAGUUAUAUAGUGUGGGCUCGGUUGACAACUCCGUUAUUAAGCAUUUUAUCUAAGUCAAAUACAAAAAUGGUAGCCAAUGGUAUACUCCUGACUUGGAAAACAGUUUUAUUUCUACAGGGUGAUCCAUAACUACGUGGUGACUCUAUUUUUUUAAAUGGAAAUCUCUACGUUUUAUUACAGAUUUGUAUAGAGUUUUUUAAAUGAAGCAAUUCCAUAUAACAUUGCCAAAUUGUUGUGAGAUAUUAGACAUUCGAUCCAAGUAAGUAAACGAUCUGCUUUGACAACUCGCACCUUGCUAGAGAUGAUCCCAUAUCUACUUACUUUUUCAGUUCCUUGAAUUGUUUAUACAGGAUACUCAGUAAGUAAAUUUGAAACAUUUCUCAAAAUUGUCAAUUGGAACACCGUGUAUAUUUUUAUAUUUUUUGAAUGCGCUUCACGAGCUGUUAUCUGAUAUAAGCCUUAUAGGAGUUUCUGAGUUAAAGAACACAGGGACGCCUUUUUGACUUUCCAAUUGUACUGCAUGAUUCUGAGUAAAUUCAAUUAAUAAUUAAAAUACAGCAAUUCUAAAGAUCUCUCACUGCCAACUAAAAGCUAUUUUUCAUUUUCAAAAGUCUUGUAAUAUUUUUCAUUUACUUUAUCUGAUUUACAAAAAGCUUGGCUGUAACUCAAAAACCUUCACAAACCUUAUAUCAAAAAAAGCUUGUAAAAAGGGGAAUCAAGGAUUGUGGAAAUAUACAGAGUGCUUCAUUCAAAAUUUUUGAACAAUCACGCAUUUUGCGUUCUUGGUCACUCUGUAUGAACCAUCUGUUCAGAUGGAGCUUUCGAAAAAGUUCAUUUUCUUCUUUAGGACAUACUACAAAUAAUAUUGCAUGUAAAUUCUUAAAUUCAAACAACUUACAAUGUUGAAGCGUAGUUUCGUGAGAAAAAAUAAUUUACAGGUCUCAAAUUAAGGUACCGGUCAGUACAUACCACUUUCCGAAAGAAGAACUUUAAAAGAUUGUGUGGUAUUAUAUAUUGCUGAUAUAAACAGCAAGACGGCAUACAACAGCCCCUAGAUAAUUUUUUCAAAAGGAGGGAUGGAAAGCAAUAACUGCGCAUGGGUGAUUUGACAACGUUGCAAAGAUCGUAGGUUUUCUGGAACAUUGACUUCUUCAAUGGCUUGCAAUGCAAAUUUUGUGCUUCCAUUUCAUUUGUUUUUUCAGUUGCCCUGAUGACACCCCUACCUCAAUUCUACGCCAAAGAACUUCAUGAUGCUGUUGCCGGACUAGGAACUGACGAAGAAGCUAUCAUUGAAAUUUUAUGUACACUCUCCAACUACGGAAUCCGUACCAUUGCCCAGUUUUACGAACAAAUGUAUGGCAAACCUCUAGAAAAAGACUUAAAAGGCGACACAUCCGGCCAUUUCAAAAGACUGUGCGUUUCUUUAGUACAAGCAAAUCGCGAUGAAAACCAGGGUGUCAACGAACAACAAGCCGUGGCUGACGCCGAAGCCAUGAUCGCCGCCGGAGAAUCGAAAUGGGGCACAGAAGAGUCAAUCUUCAACCAGGUCCUGAUUACCAGGAGCUACCAGCAGCUCAGAGCUACCUUUGCCGAAUACGAAAGGCUCACAGGCAAAGACAUCGAGGAAUCUAUCAAGAAGGAGUUCUCUGGGGAUAUCCAAAAGGGACUCUUGGGAAUUGUCAAAUGCGUGAAGAGCAAAGUAGGUUACUUCGCAGAACGCCUGCACGAGGCGAUGGCUGGUUUGGGUACCAACGACAAAACUCUCAUCCGUAUCAUUGUCUCUCGUUCAGAAAUCGACUUGGCUGACAUCAAGCAAGCCUUCCAGGACAAAUAUGGAAAGGCUCUGGAAAGCUGGAUAGCGGGCGAUACAUCCGGCGAUUACAAGCGGGUCCUUUUGGCAAUCCUUGGCAACUAAACCCCUUUGGUUACAGCGCACUGAAAUCCUUAGAUAUAUAGUUACAUAAUAUGCCUUCACACUAAAAGCAUAAGCUUAAUUUCAUAUACUGCCAUCUUAUAUAGAAAUGUUGUUUCAACUCUCACGAUAUUUUUGUAUGUUGUUUUUUGUUUACAGGACGAUUGCAAGAGCGAAGUUAAAUAUCUUUUGAGGACGCUUUGUUUCGGUUAAAUUGUAUGUCAGGUCUCUCUUUCGAUGUUCGCUAAUGUCAGUGUUAGUGUAAAUGGUCAUCUGUUUGCUACUCAAAUCAACAAUUUAAAGCUCCAAAAAAAAAACAAUGCAAACUCCCUCAAUCCUUUCUCCUUAUAUAUUCCGAUACCGAUAUCAUUUUAGGUACUGUAGAGCAUAUUUUAUUAAUUGCAUAUUAGAUAGAAUAUACAAGUUCCACUUAGCACACGCUUUGUCUCUGAACUUCUACCAACCAGAUGAUCAUAAAUGUUGUUAACUUUUCUCGAAUGUUUGAUGUUAAUACCUGAAUACUUCCCUGUUCACUUUAUUAAUACAGAGGCCUUAAUGUUACGAAUAUAGAGAAUCCUCACAAUUCAGAUGUUCUAUGAUAUUAUGAAAAGUUGUAUUUUUUGUUUUACUGAGUAUAGAGAGGGUGCGGGACAUUUCCAUACUAUUUAUAAAUCAUAAUUUUUAUAUGUUUUAUGUAUGUUUUCGAAUUAUUUUUAAAUGUUUGUAUAUGUUAGCUUGUACUCGGUGCUUAAUAAAACAUGUACAUGAAA
This is a messenger RNA of Acanthoscelides obtectus, 2863 nucleotides long. The record is from the annotation of a GenBank genome assembly. Lineage: Eukaryota; Metazoa; Arthropoda; Insecta; Coleoptera; Chrysomelidae.